GAAAAGAAAAUGGAGAAGAUGAAUAAGAAAUUCUUGUCUGGUGUUGCCGAGGAAUCGUCGUCAUCCAUCACCACAACGAUGCUCGUCUUCUUCACCUUCCAUUUCAUUUCUUUUAUUUUCUUUUCGAAUGGCUCCAAUUCCACCCACCUUCGAAUCCCCAAUCAUCCAAUUUCACCCCUCUCAUUAAUGCACUGCACUGCAUCAUCCCCCAAUUUCUGCGCACUAAACCCUACUCCUUUCGCGCGCACCGUAAUUCAUUUACUUUCUCCCUGCCGAUCGCAAAUUUUCUGCAUAAAUGAUCGUCUCGAGCUUCAGUUCUUCUUCUCCCCCGUCCACAGCAAUCGACUUAAGAUUGGGACACCGUUAUCGGAGAAGAAUACCCCAUUUUGACGGUUCGAUUACUCUAAAUUUUAGGAAUCAACACGGCCGUGUCUCGACUGAAUUUGGGGUUAGAAGGGCAAAUCGCCGAAAAGGAAGCAGUAUUUUCGCGAAAUCGGCACUUGAUGUCGAUGAAUUAGUGGAAACUGAGGGUAGCCCCAAAGCAGGCGGUAGGGACAACAAUUCCUUUUAUGACGCCAUUGUUAUCGGCUCCGGGAUUGGAGGAUUGGUGGCGGCGACGCAGCUGGCGGUUAAAGGCGCCAAGGUUUUGGUACUGGAAAAGUAUGUGAUUCCUGGGGGAAGCUCUGGGUUUUACCAAAGGGAUGGGUUCACAUUCGAUGUUGGAUCAUCAGUAAUGUUUGGUUUCAGUGACAAGGGAAACUUGAAUUUGAUCACACAAGCAUUGGCAGCCGUAGGAUGUAGAAUGCAGGUGAUACCAGAUCCAACGACAGUUCACUUUCAUCUACCAAACAGCCUAUCCGUGCGAGUGCAUAAAGAAUACGAUGAUUUUGUUGCAGAGCUUGUUGGUAGGUUUCCUCAUGAAAAGGAUGGAAUCCUAAAAUUUUACGGCGAAUGCUGGAAGAUCUUCAAUGCAUUGAACUCGCUGGAAUUGAAAUCUUUGGAGGAACCCAUCUACUUGUUUGGCCAGUUUUUUAAGAAGCCUAUUGAAUGCUUGACUUUAGCCUAUUAUUUGCCGCAGAAUGCUGGAAACAUUGCUCGGAGGUAUAUUAAGGAUCCGGAGUUACUAUCCUUCAUUGAUGCUGAGUGUUUUAUAGUGAGCACGGUUAAUGCGAUGCAGACGCCUAUGAUCAAUGCAAGCAUGGUUUUAUGUGACCGACAUUUUGGAGGAAUCAACUACCCUGUGGGUGGGGUUGGCGAAAUUGCAAAGUCACUGGCAAAGGGCUUGAUGAAUCAUGGUGGCGACAUACUAUACAGGGCGAAUGCCAAAAACAUUAUUAUGGAAAAUGGAAAGGCUGUGGGAGUUCACCUGUCGGACGGAAGAAAAUUUUAUGCUAAAACUAUAAUCUCAAAUGCAACCAGAUGGGAUACCUUUGGAAAACUAUUGAAAAAGGAAGAACUACCUGAGGAAGAAAAGAGAUUUCAAAAGGCAUAUGUUAAAGCGCCGUCUUUUCUCUCUAUUCAUUUGGGGGUUAAAGCUGAAGUUUUGCCACCAGAUACGGAUUGCCACCAUUUUGUCCUCGAGAAUGAAUGGAAACAUCUGGAAGACCCUUACGGAAGUAUAUUCCUAAGUAUUCCAACAGUUCUCGAUCCAUCGUUAGCACCAGAAGGAAACCACAUUCUUCACAUUUUCACCACUUCUUCCAUUGAGGACUGGGAGGGGCUUUCGCGUAAAGAUUAUGAGGCAAAGAAGGAACUUGUUGCAGAAAAUAUAAUCGACAGGCUUGAGAAGAAAUUGUUCCCAGGCCUAAAGUCGUCCAUUGUUUUGAAGGAGGUGGGCUCUCCAAAGACGCAUAGGAGAUUCUUGGCUCGUGACAGCGGUACGUAUGGUCCAAUGCCUCGCGCAAUUCCAAAGGGAUUAUUAGCCAUGCCGUUCAACACAACUGCUAUAAAUGGUCUGUAUUGUGUGGGCGAUAGUUGCUUCCCGGGGCAAGGUGUCAUCGCUGUAGCCUUCUCGGGAGUUAUGUGUGCGCACCGAGUUGCAGCUGAUUUAGGAUUUGAGAAGAAAAACCCGUUACUCGAUACUGCUCUCCUUAACUUGCUUGGUUGGUUAAGGACAUUAGCAUGACAAGCUCGGCAUUAGAAUCUGGCGAAACUCGGUAGAAAAAGUGCUACACUCGGCAACCAUGGCAAUGCUGUUAGCAUGUUUUCUUGUUUUUUUUCCGAGGAAACGAGAUUAAGGUACUUUACAUGAAAAUUUCUUUCAGCAUUUAAACUAUUGUCAAUUUUCCCGUUCAACAUGUAGCUGCUUUUGACGGAUCUAUACAGUUUAUAUUAUAGCUCAUAAUAUUGUGACGAAUUGAGAAAGGAACAUCAGUCGAUUUUCCGUGGGAAGUUACAAUCACAACUUAUGCUGAUUUUACAAUUCA
Andrographis paniculata is the source of this 2426-nucleotide messenger RNA. Its product is annotated as prolycopene isomerase, chloroplastic. NCBI's taxonomy places the organism in Eukaryota, Viridiplantae, Streptophyta, Magnoliopsida, Lamiales, Acanthaceae. The record is from RefSeq and is a predicted model, not a curated record. The transcript has 13 exons. Gene Ontology annotation, molecular function: oxidoreductase activity; carotenoid isomerase activity. Gene Ontology annotation, biological process: carotenoid biosynthetic process. The coding region runs from base 296 to 2125 and encodes 609 amino acids.